CACAUUCCCAUGUCUACAAUUCAUUACAUCCAGCCAGACCCUACAUUCUCUUGGAUCUGUUAGGAACACUUGUACUUGGGUCUGUUAUUUCUUCACUGUCUUCUUCUUCUCUGCUCAGGAGCAGUGGGUUUAGAAGGAGCUGACAGAAGGACUGCUACCAUGGCUGAUGGAAAGGGAUUCACCUGUCUUAUGGUCAUUCUCAUCCUGGGGAAUAUAUUUGGAGCUGCAGCAGGUCUUGCCCUUUGCGCUCUGGCCAUCUGGGUUGCAGUAGAUCAAUUCAAGCUCUACCCUAUAUCUGGUGUGUCGGGGAAAGAUGACAUCUUUGCCGGGGCCUGGAUUGCCAUUUUCACAGGCUUUGCCUUCUUCUGCAUGUGCGUCUUUGGUAUCUUGGCUGCUGCGAUGAAGAGCCGUGCCUUAAUGCUAACAUAUCUGAUCCUGAUGUUGAUCAUCUACAUAUUUGAGUGUGCCUCGUGUAUCACUGCAGUCACCCACAGAGACUAUCUGGUUGGAAACAGUAAUCUGGUGAAGAAGCAGAUGCUGAAGUACUAUGCAGCCGACGGUGACUCUGGCAGUCAGAUCACACUGACAUGGAACAAAGUGAUGAAAGAGGUGGAGUGUUGUGGAACGGAUGGCCCAGUGGACUGGAUAGAGUACAACUCCACCUUCAGGGAGAAGUUUGGUACAGACUACCCCUGGCCCACCCACUGCUGCAAGAGGAAGAACAACUACGAUGUGGUGAAUGUGGAGGCCUGCAAGAACGGCCAGAACACCACCAUGUUCACUAAGGGCUGCUUCAACCACAUUGAGUCUGUGUUCAGUCGAUAUACAUGGGCUAUCAGCUGGUAUGGUUUCGCUGUGCUAAUGUUUAUGUUCUUGCUGUUGAUCCUGGCCAUGGUGUACUACCUGAUGCUGUGAGAAGUCUGGAGGUGAUGUCUCUAACCCAUAUUUUUGACUUUCUGCUGAAGCCACGCCAACCCUCACUUCAGCAACUACAGUGCCUUGCAAAAGUAUUCACCCCCUUGGCGUUAUUUUGUUGCAUUACAACCUGUCAUUUAAUUCAAAUUGAUUUUUAUUUGGAUUUCAUGUAAUGGACAUACACAAUAUAGUCCAAAUUGGUGAAGUGAAAUUUAAAAAAUUCCUUGUUUAAAAAAGUGUAAAAUAAUUUAAAAUGUAAAAGUGGCUCGUGAAUAUAUAUUCAAUCUCUUUGCUAUAAAACACCUAAAUAAGAUCUGGUGCAACCAAUUACCUUCAUAAGUGACAUAAUUAGUUAAAUAAAGUCCACCUAUGUGCAAUCUAAGUGUCACAUGAUUGGUCACAUGAUCUCAGUAUAUAUACACCUGUUCUGAAAGGCCCCAGAGUCUGCAACACCACUAAGUGAAACCACCAAGCAAGCGGCACUAUGAAGAUCAAGGAGCUCUCCAAACAGGUCAGGGACAAAGUUGUGGAUAAGUACAGAUGAGGGUUGGGUUCUAAAAUAAUAUCUGAAACUUAAAUCCCACGGAGCACCAUUAAAUCUAUUAUUUAAACAUUUUAAGAAUAUGGCACCACAACAAACCUGUCAAUAGAGGGCCGCCCACCAAAACUCACGGACCAGGCAAGGAGGGCAUUAAUCAGAGAGGCAACAAAGAGACCAACGAUAACCCUGAAGGAGCUGCAAGCGGAGAUUGGAGUAUAUGUCCAUAGGACCACUUUAAGCCGUGCACUCCACAGAGCUGGGCUCUACGGAAGAGUGGCCAGAAAAAAAUUAAGCAAACAGGUUUGGUGUUCGCCAAACGGCAUGUGGGAUUCUCCCCAAACAUAUGGAAGAAGGUACUCUGGUCAGAUGAGACUAAAAUUGAUUAUGUCUGGUACAAACCCAACACCUCUCAUCACCCUGAGAACACCAAAAACACCAUGUUUUCCAUCAGCAGGGACUGGGAAACUGGUCAGAAUUAAAGGAAUAAUGGAUGGCGCUAAAUAGAGGGAAAUUCUUGUUUCAGUCUUCCAGAGAGUUGAGACUGGGAUGGAGGUUCACCUUCCAGGAGGACAAUGACCCUAAGCAUACUGCUAAACCAACACUCGACUGGUUUAAGGGGAAACAUUUAAAUGUCUUGGAAUGGCCUAGUCAAAGCCCAGACCUCAAUCCGAUUGAGAAUCUGUGGUAUGACUUAAGGAUUGCUGUACACCAGCGGAACCCAUCCAAUUUGAAGGAGCUGGAGCAGUUUUGCCUUGAAGAAUGGGCAAAAAUCCCAGUGGCCAGAUGUGGCUAGCUUAUAGAGACAUACCCCAAGAGACUUGCACCUGGAAUUGCUGAAAAAGGUCUCUACAAAGUAUUGACAAAAUUGGAAAAAUGCCAAGGGGGUGAAUACUUUUGCAAGCCACUGUAUCUAAUUUCUUAAAUAACACAUGUCUGUGGGAAUGAUGACAGAAAAGUGUUUCUGAUACAUAGACAAUGAACACUGUGUAGGGAUUUUCCAUCCUUUUAGGUAAAUGGUCUCAAAUUUGUAUAUUUUAUGUAUGUUUAUUUUUUUUAUGGUUUAUUGCACUGUAAAUUCUAGAUGAACAAAUGGUGAUUGGCCUGAAAACUUCAAUGUCCUAACUGCUUUGGUAAUAGGAUAGAUAUAUAGUUCUUAUCAUUAAAUCUACAGUACCAGUCAAAAGUUUGGACACAGCUACUCAUUCAAGGGUGUUUCUUUAUUUGGACUAUUUGCUACAUUGUAGAAUAAUUGUGAAGACAUCAAAACUAUGAAAUAACACAUAUGGAGUCGUGUAGAAUCUAAAAUAUAUUUUGAUUUGUUUAACUUUUUUGGUUACUACAUUAUUCCAUGUGCUAUUUCAUAGUUUUGAUGUCUUCACUAUUAUUCUGCAAUGUAGAAAAUAGUACAAAUAAAGAAAAACCCUUGAAUGAGAAGGUGUGUCCAAACUUUUGAUUGAUACUGUAAGAGAAAAUUUAUAUAAACCUUUCAAGAACAUGAUUUACAUGGCUGUUGUGCAUUUCAGAUUUGUAUACCAUGUUCCAUUUCUUGUUGAGUUGUGUUAUAUUAUUAACAGAGAUCCUUGCUUGGGGAUUCUUGAAAUUCAGGACAAUCCUUGUCUGGGAAGGGAGACUAAUUUGUACGGCUGUUUUUCAUUUUUUCAUUAUUUAAGUUUAAAUAUUUGAGGUAAUUUUCUAAAUAUUUUCAAUAUUAUUGAUUUCCAUGUUGACUGUAUGCCAGGAAAUACCCUUGUCCAGAGCAAACUCCCUGAAAGUGUCCCCCAAAAAAUUAUGGCAAAAAUGAAAUAACUUAAAAAAUCUCAUGUAGUUUCCUGACUUACAGUAUCUGAAAUCUGUGAUUCCUAAAAAAAUGUGUCAGGAGUUUUGUUCAUCUCCAUCAGAUUUGUCUAUCUUUACUAAAUGAAUCAGAAAUGAAUGAGCAGGGUCAGCUAUACCAUGACAACCCUUUCUUUAUCUCCUGAUUGCAUGUAGUGCAACAAGACAACGCAUGGUCCUGAAAAUCCUCUACUUUUGAUAGAUUUAAACAAACAAUAUUGUUCACAAACCAUGUUCACAACAAUAACCUGUCAACUCCAUCUCCCUUAUAGGAUUUCUUUUGGUGCGCUAUGACCAUUCACAGUUGAGCUCACUUUGUUUAGCUCAAAGCUGAUUGGCUAUUUAUAUAUAUAUAUAUAUAUCUCAAGAGAGGCCAAAUGCUCGCUGGCUUCCCUUGUAUUCAAUGCUAGGGGCAGCAACAAUAUCAUAUUAUUUUUUACCAGACAGCAUCAAAUAGAUGGGCUCACAUACAGUACAGAGACAAAGGGGCUUUGUUUCACUCACUCGGAUGCGUUCGCCGGUGAGAUACAUUCAGCCUCUUGCAAAUUUAAGGAAAAUUAUGAAGCACAGAGAGAGAAAGAUACAUUAUAUAUAUUUAAAAAAUGUCCAUGUAUUGGGGAAGCCUGGCUUCUCUUGGCAUCCAUGACUACAUGCCACUGAGACCAAGCUGAAUUUAAGGGCAUAUAGCCUAUUAUUUUUCCUCAGUGCAAAAUGUGAUAAUACACAAGCAAGAGAGCAGGUGUGUCUGUUUAAUGAAAAUCUGGUAAUAUGUGGCCAAUUAAAUAUUUCUGGUUGGUCUCAGGGAAUGUAAAACAAUAGGUAGACUUACAUUUUUUAAAAUUUUAAAUCAUCAAAUAUGUUGAAAUAGCAACUAAUGAGCAUAGAGCCUGGAGAGCCUCACAAAUUUGACGAAAUUACCUUAGGCCUAUAUCUUUCAUUAUAAACUGGGUGGUUCGAGCCCUGAAUGCAGAUUGGCUGACAGACCGUAUACCACGGGUAUGACAAAACAUGUAUUUUUACUGUUAUAAUUACGUUGGUAACCAGUUUAUAAUUGCAAUAAAGGCACCUCGGGGGUUUGUGAUAUAUGGCCAAUAUAAUGACUAAGGGCUGUGUCCAGGCACCCCUGAGUUGUAUUGUGCUUAAGAAUAGCCCUUAGCCGUGGUAUAUUAGCCAUAUACCACACCUCCUAGGGCCUUAUUGCUUAAGUCUAAUACGGCUAUUUACUUACUUUUGUAGCUCUUCAUCAGUAACACUCUUUUGUAAGUAGUGAGGACUAACUGUCCUCUCCAAGUUUACCUGGAAAUCAGCCUGAAAGGAUUUGAGAAAUGUGAUUGGUUGACGAUAUGCCUAUGAUAUCAAGAAUGAUUGGAGAAGUGUUUAACAUCCUAUGAUAUAAAUUAUGAUAUACAUGAUAUAUAUUUUUUAAUAAGGGCAACAUAACUGCAAGAGAGUUUGGGAAGUCUGACUGAAAAAGGGACAAAUCAACCUUAAUAAUUUUUUCUUGGGGUGUUUAAUUAAAUUUGAUCAAAUGCGUGACAUGAUUGCGGGACGCGGUACAGAGGGCCAAAACGCGGGACUGUCCCGUACAAUCAGGGACAUGUGGUCACCCUACUUAUAGAUAGAAUAUGAGUUAUGGUUCAAAUAUGUUCAUUUUAAUUAGGUUUAAGAGUCAUACAAUAACUGAGGAAAAACUAAAUUGCUGUUAAAUAUACCACUUGAAGGUUGAAGAAAAAUCCAUAAAACAUCAACUCCAUCAGAUUUAUAUCUAAUGUCAACUCUGCCAGGUUGUUGAAAGAUUUGAUAGAACAGUUAUGUUUUUAUUGGGGAAUUUCUAAUGAAUUAUUUUCCAUUAUUUAGAAAAUGUUUGUAUUGAACUUAAAAAUGUCUGUUUUAAGUAUCUGUACUCCAUUACAGGCAUUUCAACUCUGUCACUAAUGGUAACCCCCUUAAGAUCGAUACUUUGUCAAUAUUUUGAAUAAAUAUUAAAUAUGCUUAAACUGUUGAAGUAUUUGUAGUGAUAUACCUAGCUGAUACUUUUAAUAAAUGUUUUAUGUUCUGAAUCUAUAGAAACAUGCCCAAAUGCUAACAAAAUUAGCCCUGAAGCAUUAUAUAGUGCAAUAAAUAAAUAAAAAGUUGGGAGAUUUGAAUAACGUAUUUGAAUAAUCUCACGUUAGAAUGAAACAAGCAAGGCCUUUACACACUUGUUGGACAAUACAUGUAAAAAAUAAAAUGCCUUUUAUGGUGUCUGA
Oncorhynchus masou masou (cherry salmon) is the source of this 5538-nucleotide messenger RNA. RefSeq names its product uroplakin-1a-like. The coding region runs from base 160 to 915 and encodes 251 amino acids. The record is from RefSeq and is a predicted model, not a curated record. The transcript is spliced from 7 exons. Gene Ontology annotation, cellular component: plasma membrane. NCBI's taxonomy places the organism in Eukaryota, Metazoa, Chordata, Actinopteri, Salmoniformes, Salmonidae.